Molecule: messenger RNA, 645 nt
Organism: Haemonchus placei
Lineage: Eukaryota; Metazoa; Nematoda; Chromadorea; Rhabditida; Trichostrongylidae
Source: the annotation of a GenBank genome assembly
GUCAUUGAUACGCUCAGUAUUCCAAUACGGACACCUUGGGAAUGUGCUGUUGAACCGUGGAUCAUUUUCAGAGGUUACGGGGACUUAUGGCCACCAGUCGUACAGUUCGCUAUGGGAAUUGACCGCUGUAUGGCAGUUUUUGAUCCGAUUCUUGUUCACCCGUGUCACUUCUUAACUGUCCCGUCACACUUUUUUCUCUCCUCAUUUGCAUACUUUCAGGCAAAGUACUGGUGUGGAAGAAAAGCAUCUUUCGGUGAAAUUUAUGCAUCGUUUAUCUACGUAAUGAAUAUUUUUGGCUACCUCUCAGGAUUCAUCUUGGGUUGCAUAGCUUAUUGCAAGUCACUAUAUUUGGUGGAGAGCAGGAUCAGAUAUGUGCUGAUGGUUUCCGCUCUGUCGAUCGUUCUAGUGUCGAUACCAAAUGGAAUUUCCUUAUUUGUGGCCGAUGCAAUAGCGAAACCGUCCACCUAUCUAGCUUGUGCAAGUUCUUCUAUCAAUAUUUUCGUAUAUCUGGCUCUCAACCGAGAGUUUCGCACGGAAUUCAAAAGGAUCAUCUUAAGAAGAGGAGCAAUCUACUGUAAUCCCUUUUCUCCUGGCUCGAAAAUCAAAAAUGAUUCAGACUUCGUGUUGCUUGCACUGUAUAUGUAA